AUGUCUGAGUAUUUCGGUGGAACGGAAGCACUUGCCGCCGGCCUCGCCAACCAAGAACAGCUUAGGAGGAACGUUAUAAGGAAGUUGGAAGCAGAGGGCAAAAUUGAGAAGGGUACGUUGGAGAAGGAGAUGGCAUCGAUAGAUCACGACGGGGAGGUUGCAAAGAACAAAGAGGUUGGUAAGGUCGAGGAGACGGGGAAAGACUAUCAGGGUUCCCGCCAUAUCGGUAAGAAUUCCGAUGAAGGGACUGCUGUAUAUGAGGCACCACCAACAUAUACACCUCAGGACAAUGGCUCUACCUCCGACCCGAAUACAUCGACAAGUGUGAAAAAUGCCAUGCGGCGGUUUGGCCGGAAGUGCGUAAACAAAUAA
Molecule: messenger RNA, 372 nt
Organism: Alternaria atra
Lineage: Eukaryota; Fungi; Ascomycota; Dothideomycetes; Pleosporales; Pleosporaceae
Exons: 1
Coding region: 1-372 (123 amino acids)
Source: RefSeq, a predicted model, not a curated record